AAUAAAAUGUUUUUGGCGAAAAUCAGCCAGAAUCGUAUGAUAUCCGUUUCAUUUAUUACAUUUUUAUUGUUUGAAGUGAGUUUUAGUUUAUAAUAGUGGAGUCAUUUAGCAACACAAGUUUCAUAAAAAUCUAUAAAAGGUAUGUAUAAUUAAAUUAAAUAAUACGGAGCGUGAGUUUUAAUGAAGAAAAGUGUGUGGAGUUAUUGCACAUGCAUCUUUUGGUAGGCAUAAAAAUUCUUACGAAGUAUUGACUCAAACAUUAAAACUUUAGUAAAAAAAAAUAGAAGAAAUACCGUAUUGGACGUAUGGACUAGACUCCUGUACUUUAAAAUAAAAUUAAAAAUGAAAAUCAAGAAAUGUCAAAUUUAAUUGUCAAAUUUUGCCGGCGCAUUAUUUUGGCUUCGUGUGGUAUGUUUUUCUUUGAAAAUACAAUAAUUUAAUAAAUAAUCCUGUAGUUGAUAUGUUUAUCUGAGACGUAUUUCAUUAAUUCUAUUUACCAUAUUCAUCGUUCAUUCAUGAUAUACAGUUAAUUCUAAUUGACCUUCUGCGUUACAGAUUUCGGCGGGAAAUUAUUUUAAUAUUAUCAAAGAAGUUAAUCUAAUCAAAUAGAUAAGUAAUUCUUUUUUUAUUUAAAAAUGGACAAAAGAAAACAUAUCCAAGGUCCACCACUAAAAAGAUUUAAGUCUCGGGACGAUGAAGAAAAUGAAAUGCCAAGUAGUUUUGAAGAGCAAUUAGCUGUCAUGGAAUGUGAUUUUGACACUCAAAUAGUUGUCGGAGAAGGUCCAGAGAAUCAAAUAACAAAUAUGAAAUGGAGUAGGCCCGAACCACCACCAUUAGAUCCUAAAAAAGAUAAGUUGGUGUUUCAACAGAUAGAAAUUGAUCACUAUAAUGGGCAGCCUAUACCAGGCAUGCCUGGAUCACAAUUGGGUCCAGUGCCUAUCAUGAGAAUGUAUGGAAUAACAAUAGAUGGAAAUUCGGUAUGUUGUCAUGUGCAUGGAUUUUCACCAUACUUUUAUGUAACUGUGCCUGUAAAUUUUAAAGAAAAUUCUUGUAAUGACUUAAAAACUAAUUUAAAUAAGGCUAUUUUGGAAGAUUUACGUUCUAAUAAGGAGGACCUACAAGAAUGUGUUUUAGAAGUUCGACUUGUAAAAGCUCGCUCUAUUAUGUAUUUUAAAGGUGACAAUGACAUUGUAUUUGCAAAAGUGUCAGUUGCAUUGCCAAAAUUGAUUGCUGCUUCAAAGAGGUUGAUUGAAAAAAAUCCUCCCAUAUUCAGUUUGAUGGACCCAUAUUUUUAUGAAACCAACAUUGAUUUUGAUAUACGUUUCAUGGUUGAUACUUCAGUUGUUGGUUGCAGUUGGAUAGAAUUGCCAGCUGAGAAGUGGUUGUUAAGAAAUCCUCAUUCUACCUUAAAACCAGAAUCCAGAUGCCAAAUUGAGGUAGAUGUUGCAUGGAAUUCUUUCAUUUCCCACCAACCUGAAGGCGAAUGGUCUAAAGUUGCACCUUUCCGUAUAUUAAGUUUUGACAUUGAAUGUGCAAGUAGAAAAGGAGUAUUCCCUGAACCUAAUCAUGACCCUGUAAUACAAAUUGCAUCAAUGGUUAUUAGACAGGGUGAAACAGAACCUUAUAUAAGAAAUGUUUUUACAUUGAAUACAUGUGCUCCUAUAGUUGGCUCACAGGUUAUCAGUUUUCCAUCUGAAUCUGAAAUGUUGAAUAAAUGGUCGGAUUUCUUUCGAGAACUUGACCCAGACAUUAUUACAGGUUAUAAUAUCAACAACUUUGAUUUACCCUAUCUUAUCAACAGAGCAAAACAUCUAAAAGUUACUAGUUUUGACUUUUUAGGUAGAAUCAAAAACAUUAGAUCAGUAAUAAAAGAUUCUGUUUUGCAAUCAAAACAGAUGGGACGUAGAGAAAAUAAAAGCAUUAAUUUUGAAGGCAGAGUUCCUUUUGAUUUAUUACUAGUUCUCGUAAGAGAUUAUAAACUAAGGUCUUAUACUCUUAAUGCCGUCAGUUACCAUUUUCUACAGGAACAAAAAGAAGAUGUUCAUCACAGUAUAAUUUCAGACUUGCAAAAUGAAAGUGAGCAGACCAGAAGAAGGUUAGCCAUGUAUUGUUUGAAGGAUGCAUAUUUGCCUCUAAAACUUCUGAAUAAGUUAAUGUGUAUAGUUAAUUAUAUGGAAAUGGCCAGAGUCACUGGAGUCCCCUUAGCAUGUUUAUUAACCAGGGGCCAACAGAUCAAAGUUGUAAGUCAGUUGCUAAGAAAAGCUAAAGAAGCUGGUUAUUUAAUGCCUGCUUAUCAUGGAAAAGGUUCGGAGGAACAAUUUGAAGGGGCGACAGUGAUUGAACCUAAGAAAGGUUAUUAUGCAGAUCCUAUAUCAACAUUAGAUUUUGCAUCAUUAUACCCAAGUAUUAUGAUGGCUCACAAUUUAUGUUAUACCACUCUUGUACAGCCAAAUGCUGUAAAAGACAUGAGCCCAGAAGAUGUUACUACUACACCAUCAAAAAAUAUGUUUGUAAAAGCUCAUGUCCGAAAAGGCUUACUUCCUGAAAUAUUAGAGUCAUUGCUUGCAGCAAGAAAAAAAGCAAAAGCAGAAUUGAAGGAAGAGAAAGAUCCUUUUAAAAAAUCGGUCCUUGAUGGUAGGCAACUUGCUUUAAAAAUAAGUGCAAAUUCAGUAUAUGGUUUCACAGGAGCACAAGUAGGUAAAUUGCCAUGUCUUGAAAUAUCGGGAAGUGUUACAGCUUAUGGUCGCACUAUGAUAGAAUUCACAAAAUCUGAAGUUGAAAAAAAAUAUACAAAAACAAAUGGUUACAAAGAAGAUGCUGUUGUUAUUUAUGGAGAUACUGAUUCUGUCAUGGUAAAAUUUGGAGUUAAAACUUUAGAAGAAAGUAUGGAAUUGGGGAAAGAAGCUGCAGAUUUUGUUUCUGCAAAAUUUGUAAAACCUAUUAAACUUGAAUUUGAAAAAGUAUAUUAUCCAUACUUGCUUAUUAACAAAAAAAGAUAUGCCGGAUUAUAUUUUACUAGACCAGAUAAAUAUGACAAAAUGGAUUGUAAAGGAAUAGAGACUGUAAGAAGAGACAAUUGUCCUCUAGUUUCCAAUAUGAUGAGUACUUGUCUUCAAAAAUUGUUAAUUGAUAGAGAUCCAGAUGGAGCUGUUAACUAUGCUAAACAAAUUAUAUCUGAUUUAUUAUGCAACCGUAUUGAUAUAUCGCAGUUAGUUAUCUCCAAAGAGUUAACAAAAAAUGAUUAUGCUGCUAAGCAAGCUCAUGUUGAAUUAGCUAAUAAAAUGAAAAAACGUGAUCCUGGUACUGCUCCAAAACUUGGAGACAGAGUUCCUUAUGUACUAUGUUGUGCUGCUAAAAAUACACCUGCUUAUAUGAAAGCAGAGGACCCUAUUUACGUUUUGCAAAACAGUAUACCUAUAGAUUUUCACUACUAUAUGGAAAAUCAAUUAGCUAAACCAUUGCUGCGAAUUUUCGAACCUAUUCUUGGAGAAAAAGCAGAAUCACUUCUGCUCAAGGGUGAACAUACUCGUACCCAAGCUAUGGUCACAUCUAAAGUUGGAGCUUUAGCAGCAUUCACUAAAAAGAAAGAAAAGUGUCUAGGUUGCAAAACUGUCAUGCCAAACGAUUCAAAAGGAGCUUUGUGUAACCAUUGUUUGGAGAAAGAAGGAAAACUGUACAUAACAGAAGUAUUCAAAUUAAGACAACUUGAAGAAAAGUUUUCUAGACUAUGGACUGAAUGUCAAAGGUGUCAAGGCAGUCUCCAUGAGGAAGUUCUUUGUACAAACAGAGAUUGUACUAUAUUUUACAUGAGAACUAAAAUGGGUAUGGAAUUAAACAGUCAAAAUAAAAGUGUAUUAAGAUUUGGAUAGCUUUCAUUGGAUUAUGUGAUAUGUUAUGUUACGAUUAUUAAAUAAAUAAAAGUGUUAUUCUGUAAAAUAUAUUUUACUGAACCAUUUCACAGCAGCAAAUGUCACUUAUCAAGAAUAUGAAUAAUGGAAUGACAUAAGUUCAUACAUUUUAUAAAUACUACCAAAUAAAAUAAGAAACUAUAGGAAUAGGUAGGGCAAAUUGAGAGUAAUUAUUAAAUUAUGUAUUUCUGGUGCAUUGAUCAUCCACAAAAGUA
Molecule: messenger RNA, 4123 nt
Organism: Diatraea saccharalis (sugarcane borer)
Lineage: Eukaryota; Metazoa; Arthropoda; Insecta; Lepidoptera; Crambidae
Source: the annotation of a GenBank genome assembly